Chara braunii is the source of this 5965-nucleotide messenger RNA. The record is from the annotation of a GenBank genome assembly. Lineage: Eukaryota; Viridiplantae; Streptophyta; Charophyceae; Charales; Characeae.
CUACGUGGUGAGGAGUGGGACCCCUGUCGUGCACCAACACCACGAUGGAUGACUAUCCGAUGUAUGGGCUACUUGUUGGGUUCUCCCUCUGGGGGACCCUCUGGCGUCUCCUCUUUCCUCUGGGCUUUUGGCCCACUCUCACAUGUAGAGUAGGGCCCACUCGCAGUGGGACUUCCACCACCCCUUACACGAAGGAGGAGGAGGAGAAGAUGGCCGCCAUUCUGCAGGAGAAGAAGGAGAAGAAGGCCUUGAAGGAGGAGCAGGCGGCCAAAUUAAAGAAGAUGGAAGAAGAGAUGGCCAGGGAGAAAGAGAAGUUGAAAAAGGAAGAAGAAGAGAAGCUGAAGGAGGUGGAUGAAGAAGAGGAAGGACCGCCACUGCAAAGGAGUAGUGGGCAGCCCAGUAGUAAUACCGGUGGAGACUUAGAGAAGAGGAUAUCUGAAUGGGUUGCCAACCUGACUGUGGGAGAAGAGGAAGAGGUUAGUAUGUACAUCCCGCAGGAUCAGCAAGAAGCCGCCAUGAAGGCUUCGGAGGCAGAGAAAGACCCUCUGAAACRUCAAGCGUUGGAAGACGAGAAGAGGAUGGAAUGGAAAUUAGCGGUGAUGCGGGAGAAGAAGAGGAGAAUUGACAAGGCAGCGGAGGCGGCAGAGGCCUUAGAGGAAGUGAAGAAUAUAGAGGCGCAAUUAGCUGCCCAGCCCGAUCUCCCAAAUCAAAUGCGAGUCAUAGCUCGAAGCGUUGCAUGCCUAGCACGCGUUCAGGCAGACCAAUAUGACUUUAGCGGAAGCCAGGACAUAGCGGUGCGCUCGAUACGGUUGGGCUUUCGAGACUUUGCUCGCGAACUGGUAGGUGCCGUUGGAGUCAAGGUGGGUCAUCGCCUCGACAAGACUGAGCGGUUCUGCGCCGGCGCCAUUGAAGGCGUCAAGGCGGCAGCUCCCAAGGAGGAGGAAGCACGUCUUCCUCGCCGGGAGCCUGUCAAAGUCAAGUUCCCCGAUUCCUACAGCGGGAAGAGGGAGGAAAACUUUGAUAAUUGGGAGGCCAACGUUAAGACCUAUGUGCACUUGCAACAGGUCUCCCUAGAUCAGCAAGUCUUAAUUGCUAUCCACGCACUGAGAGAUGAGGCUGCCAGUUUUGCAAGGUCCCUAGUUCGCGCUGCCAACUGUAGUGAUGAUCCCAUUGCGUACUCCUCAUUUACGUCCCUCACCGAAUUUCUGAAGUUGCUGCGCGAGCGAUUUGCUGAUGUCGCUCGCGGUGUCAAGGCCUCAGACAAGCUCCAAACCAUCCAUUCUCAUGCUGGGACUCAUCGGGUCGCCACACCGAAAAUCCUCAAGUUUGUCUGCCAGGGUGGCACGUAUUCGCUUUGGGAUGAGGCGAGAAGAGAAUCCGGCAGUUCAGGACAAGAGGUUGGAGGGAAGGAGGUUGGAGGAAUGGGUGUUGUGCGUGACAACUCUGGAGGGGAGUCGAUGUCUUCGGAGAAGAAGUGCGAGCGACAAAAGACGGUACGAGAUGAGGUGGCGGAACAAGCCAGACAAAUGAAGAGGAUGAAAGGACCCUCGGCGUCGAUGAUUGGCGACGAUGAAGGUGACGUCGGGGAACGUGCCUUGGGAAAAAGAACGCCAGGGAUGCGUAGCGCACAAAAAAAAGAAGUCAAAAAGAGGCAGUCGAAGCAAGAACCUAGAACAACAAGUAAGAAAGCGAGGAGGGUCGGGAGUCUGACCAUCGGCGAAGGGCAUGCCGUGAAAGCUAUGGGUGAAGGAGAUACGACUCGUCACGGCAUUGCCGCCGCGGGAGAAUCUUGCGAGAAAUCUAAAAGGAAACUGCCCGUUGAAGAAGGCGAUGAUGGCCAGAAGAACUCCCAGAGGAGGAAGACUGGUGAGGGGACGAGUGGUGGCGAAAGGGCAGGUGCUAGGCAAUACGACGAAGCGGCGGCGUUUUGGCUUGAAUACGAGCGAAAUGAUGAUGGUGACGUCGUGGAGAAGGAGAACCCAAUUCAACUCAUCAUUGACCCGAGGAAGAAGCCGGAGAAAGCUCAGAGGGUUCACAAGGAUGUCUUCAAGCCAGAGGAGAAGGACAAAUACUUCUAUUACCCCGUGAAUGGACAACACACCGUGGCUGCCGUGAAGGAAUCCGAUGCGAGAGUCAUGUGGUUCUCCGAUGAUGACUUUGGGGGGUAUUUUCAGGCCAGUCUAGCGGAAAAUGCACAACACAAGAUGUUUAUGCAGCGUCUGCAGAAGGCCACUUUUGAGGACAUGCGGGAGGCAUGGGAGAAGAAUGGAAGACCGGUGGCUGUUCAAGGAAACCCUUCCGGCAAGGAGGCCGAAAAGCAAGCGUUUUUCGAGUUUCAGAAGCUGCUUUUGGGAAAGAGUCCCAACGACGCUCAUUGGCUGAUGGCACGUAAUCCGACAACGCUCGCCGAUAAGGAGAAAGUUGCGGCUGUUUGCAUUGCAUUGAGGCAAUGGAUGCCGUUCGUGACGGCCGCUGAUGAGGUUUUCCAUAAAGGCAUGGAGUUUUACGGGAAGUGGGCCGAGGGAAAGUUGUUAGGCGGAGACGGAAAGACGUCGUUGUCGAAGCCUGACAAAUACAUGCCAGACAAAUCUUUGGGGCUUCAAGCGAUUCCGGGAAUGGGCGUGAAAGGGGCAGCUGGUGAGACAAAGAUGGGGUGGCUAGUCCGGGUCCCUUCGCCUCAGACGAAAAAGAAAAUGCAAUUGGAUGACAAGUUUUUCGUCGUCGUGAAGGAGUCGGACAUGUUCUGUUGGCAAUGUCUUGCUGACAUGACCGAUGACGAAAAAUUGUCGAUCCUCGAGGACGUUGUUGCGUUUAAGGGAGUUUUCAUGAAAGGCAUGACCAAGCUUAGUGUUCACCACGUGAGGACAGGGAAGUGGGUGCGCUAUGCACAAAGGAAGGUCAUAGUCCGGGAAGGCAAUAUGCUGGUGGACGAAUAUGAUCGUCUGUACGUCGUUUUCAACGGCGAGAACUUGGCAGACAAUAUGGUCGCAGUGUUCCCAUCCGGUAGUCCAUCAAAGCGGCCCCGAGGGAAUGCUCCAAGUCCGGGCAAACCCGUGGGGCCGGCCCGCUCGAAAGUUGGUUGUUCUUCCGACCCUUCGGGGCAGGCUGUUGUCUGUUUCGACGUGGCAGGCGAGGAUAAGUUCCCUCACAGCCAGUGGGAGGACGGCGGUGUCGCAACUAUUCGAGGAGCUGCUUACGGGAACCCGGAAAAGAACCCAGCUCAUCUAAUUGGUCUACUCGAAAACUUUUGUAGAGUUGGCCAAACUGUUUUCUUGUUUGGGAAGGCGCAUGCAUCUGUCGUAUGGGAGCUCCUGUGUAGCGGUCGGAAUGUCGUUGUGUUAGAGGACGAGGCGAGGAUGAUCGAUUACCUUCUCAAGUUCGUGAAGACACACGUGGGGGACGUUCGCAACCAUUGCUCUUUUGUCCAGAGCAUCGGCGAACGGAAUUGGGAUCCCAAACAUGACAUGUAUUGGAAAUUGUCGGAGAAGAAAAGGAUGGAGGUUUGGGAUUUCCUUUUCCAACCAGAACCGCCUGCUCAGACCGACCUGGAAUACAAUCGACGGAGAAACUUGGUGUUCGGUGUGCUGAAUGGUUACCACGAUGCACCCAGGGAGUCUAUCGCAAAGUUCCUGAAAAGGCUGGAGCACGUUUUCUUCUUGAUGACAGAACCACUAACCCUCGAGAACUACAAGGCGCAGUUCGACGAGGACGACCCGUUCAACGCUGAAGACAUCGAGGAGGAGGUGGUGGAGGAGGAGACGAAGGAGACGGCGAAGGUGACGGAGGAGACGGAUCAGGAUCUCAUGGAGGAGGUCACAGAGGAGACGACUCAGGAUCUCGGAAAGGGGUCAGGCGGAAAGGGGUCGGGCAGAAAGGGGUCGGGUGGAAAGGGGUCGGGCGGAAAGGGGUCGGGCGGGAAUGGGCCGAGUGGAAAGGGGUCGGACGAAAAGCGUAGAGCGUUCGGGAGUCGCGAGUCUAGGAAAACUGAUAGCCACUGCGUAGGGAGUCGAGAUUCCGACAUGCGAGACGAGGCCGCCCUGAAGUCUUAUCAAGUGCAAGUAGAUUCGCACUUGUCUGCGAGGACUUUGUUUCCCAAUGUCGAGGAGAGUCCGUCCCACCGUACGCAGCCGACGUCUCCUGUGCACAACACCUUGCUCGUGCGCCUCUUGGAAGAGGGCGAACGUCUGCAGCAUACGGCAGCAUCUCCUGAGCGGCAAAACCAUUCCUUGGCAGGAGCUGCGUCUUCGUUUUGCCUAGAGGCGGAGAUGCCUGCAUUGCGAAGGAGCGAAAGUGCGACCGUCAUGUCCCUCAGCUCCGGCGAACGCCACAAACUCCGAAUAGAUUCAGAGUUACUGACGUCGCCCUGUGGGCCUUCCGCAUGCAGUGCUCGCCGCAAAGUCCGAAUAGAUUCGGAGUUACUGACGUUGCCCUGCGGGCCUUACGCCAAUAGUGCUCCUCAUGCUACAAUUCUGCGGGGCCGAGAAAAUGUGAGGUCCAACACCCCGCAUCUUCAGUUGGGCACAAUGUUCCCCUGCUCAUCGUCGUUCUCAUAUGCUGAGACUCAAGACUGGGCAGUCUCGCAAAGUGUUGGAGGGGCCCACUGCAGGAGUGUUGGAGACUGGGGUAGCGAGUAUGAACGCCAUGCGUUAGAGGGUGUAUCCGUCGACUUUGAGAGCAAGAGUACAGCAGCUCCGGGGGAAGAGAAGCUCUCACCGGGAGCGCAUUCUGUACAGCGGGAAGAGGAGACUCAACACUGGCAGUCUCGCAGAAUGUCGGAGACCGGGGCUAGCGAGUAUGAACGUCAUGCUUCGGAGGGUGCGUCCGUUGACUCUGAGAGCAAGAGUACAGCAACUCCGGGGCAAGAGGAACUCUCACAGGAAGCGCAUGCUCUGCAGCGGGAAGAGGAGACUCAACACUGGCCGACUCGCGAAGUGUUGAAGGGGCUCGAUGCAGGAGUGUUGGAGACCGGGGCUAGCGAGUAUGAACGUCAUGCUUCGGAGGGAGUGUUGGAGACCGGGGCUAGCGAGUAUGAACGUCAUGCUUCGGAGGGUGCAUCCAUCGACUUUGAGAGAAAGAGUACAGCAACGCAGGGGGAAGAGGAGCUCUCACAGGAAGCGCAUGUUCUGCAAUGGGAAGACGAGACUCGACACUGGCCGGCUCGUGAAGUGGUGAAGGGACUUGAUGCAGGAGUGUUGGAGACCGGGGCUAGCGAGCAUGAACGUCAAGCUUUGGAGGGUGCGUCCGUCGAUUCGGAGAGCAAGAGUACAACAGCUCCGGGGGAAGAGCAGCUCUCACAAGAAGCACAUGCCCUGCAGCGGGAAGAGGAGACUCAACACUGGCCGGCUCGCAAAGUGCUGAAAGGGCUCGACGUAGGCGUGCUGGAAACCGGGACGUCCGAAGAGGUUUUGCACAGUCGUUCGGCUGUGGCGACGACGCAAGAGGGUGACGUCAAGGGAGGUCGGUGGACGUUUGUGGAAGGCAAUGACCGUGGGGAGGAAGGACGUGCGUGGACGUUUGUGGAAGCUCGGCUUCUUGGCGAUGAGGAAGGGGAAGAAGAACCCGUGGUGGAAGCUCGACUUCAUGGCGAUGAGAAAGGCGAAAAACCCGUGGUGGAAGGCGGUGAGGUGGCGGUCGGCAUCCAGAUGGAUCCAGAACCGAAAGAUCAUGAUUCUCCGUCCACCCGUUGCGGUGAAGAACAAGGUGAUCGAGCGUCUGUCCUCAGUACCGGUCGGGAAAUGGUACUUCAUGAAGCCAUCGAGUUGGGUAGCGACUCAGCUGCCACCGAGCUCGUUAGCGAUUCAGUCGUGGCCAAGGUGCAGAACGUCGAAUCCUCAGUGGACGUUGGCACAGUAGCGCGACAGGAGGGCUAUUUUCCUCAAACGACUCCCGAGCACGGUAAGAUUUGUGAAUAGUAGCACUCGCAUAUCUGUCACAAUUCAGCUCUGUGUUCAUCCAAAUUGAUGUG